Messenger RNA from Podospora anserina S mat+, 414 nucleotides. RefSeq lists its product as uncharacterized. The coding region runs from base 1 to 414 and encodes 137 amino acids. The record is from RefSeq and is a predicted model, not a curated record. The transcript is spliced from 3 exons. NCBI's taxonomy places the organism in Eukaryota, Fungi, Ascomycota, Sordariomycetes, Sordariales, Podosporaceae. Gene Ontology annotation, cellular component: fungal-type cell wall. Gene Ontology annotation, molecular function: structural constituent of cell wall. Gene Ontology annotation, biological process: fungal-type cell wall organization.
AUGAAGUUCUCCACUGCCGUCCUUGCCCUCGCCGCCGGCGCCAACGCCUUCAAGAACGUCACCUACACCACCGAGGUCGUCACUGCCAUCACCACCUACUGCCCCGAGCCCACCACUGUCGAGUAUGGCGGCACCACCUACACCAUCACUGAGGCCACCACUCUGACCAUCACCGACUGCCCUUGCACUGUCAAGAAGCCUGUCACUACCAUCUCGUCAGUGAUCUGCCACGACUGCGCCCCUGUUUACCACAACAGCACCGUUGCCCCUGGCCCCACCACCACCCCCGUUGGCACCAUCGGCCAGCCCGCCCCCACCCAGCCUCCUCUCGCCACUGCUGGUGCCGGCAAGGCUGCUGCCCUUUCCGGCGGUGCCCUCGCUGGUGUCCUCGGCUUCGUUGCCCUUGCCCUCUAA